GAAUCGAAGCGUGAGUGUGGCAACGUGGAUGAAGAACAGUGUGAGCCCUACAUUGAGAAAUGUACUGCCUGCCUCCCCUGGACCUCCGCUUGAACAAUCUCAGCCACAGCCAUCAAUAUCGCCUGCAAGCUGGACACCAAUGACCAGCUCCAAAGAAAACUCAUUGGACCAGACUUUUGCUGCUCCCUCGACAACUUUGGAGUGGAAAACCUCUAAAUCAGUGCCUAUUUCAGUGCUAGAGUCCCAGCAUCAUGGUUAUGUAUGCUGCUGCGUCACUAGAUGCUGCUAGAACGUCCCUGCGAGGGUGAGGGAGGGGAAUGCGCGCCUCCCUGCUGCUGCUGUGUUUUCACUGUGCGUCACAAUUUUUGUGAGAGGGUGUUGAAGAGACACCAUCAUCAUCUUGUAGUUCAGCCAGGUUGGACCGCUUAUACUUGGUGUGGAUCAACUAUACAAAAUCUUGACUAGCAUCAUGACACAGGGCAAGCCUGCGCUCGCCAGCAAGGCCCCCGGUGACUCAUCCAGUGGACAGUCCUCAGUGUCCCCAUCUCCCCCUAGUUAUGAGGAAGCUACUGCAGGUGGGGCAUGAAAAAAAAAAAAAGAAAACCACUGCAUUAGAUUUUGCAGGCGUACCUAAUAAUGUGGCUGGUUCAAGUGAACCUUGCCACAAUGACGUUGAGACGCUCACAGAGUUCACUUGGGAUGAUCGGAACAUCCGAAGGAUCUUCAUACGUAAGGUUUAUGCCAUCCUGAUGAUCCAGCUCUUAGUGACCUUUGCUAUUGUGUCUCUUUUCACUUUCUGUGAUCCAGUGAAGGACUACAUUCAAACCAACCCAGGAUGGUAUUGGGCCUCUUACGGAGUGUUUUUCGUGACAUAUUUGACUUUGUCUUGCUGCUCUGCACCGAGGAGACAAUUUCCAUGGAAUUUGAUCCUGCUCGCCAUCUUUACACUUGCUCUAUCCUACAUGACAGGGAUGUUGUCCAGCUUCUACAACACCAAGUCAGUGGUUAUGUGUUUGGGCAUCACAACUGCAGUCUGUCUCCUGGUCACAAUCUUGAGUUUCCAAACUAAGGUUGACGUGACAUCAUAUCAAGGUGUGCUCCUCAUCUUCUGUAUUGUCAUGUUUAUCUCUGGACUGGUGCUUGCUGCGGUUCUUCCAUUUCAAUAUGUACCUUGGUUGGAUACUACCUAUGCCGUUUUGGGAGCCAUAUUGUUCACCAUGUUUUUGGCAUUUGACACCCAGCUCCUCAUGGGGAACAAACGCUACACCAUCAGCCCAGAAGAGUAUAUUUUUGCUACACUCAACAUCUACCUGGAUAUAGUCUAUAUAUUCUCCUUCUUCCUCCAGAUUUUUGGAACAAGACGCGAGUAAAAUGGAAAAAAAGGCACACAUAAAAAAUAAUGGUAAAGUAUAUCAGUAUGUAACAAUAGUCAUAGCGUUUUGGUGGACCCAGAUAUUUUGUCUGACCUUGAUAUUAUUGUUAGUUGUGAGAUGUAGCUAUUAUACAACACAUCUCUCAAUAUCUGCACAAAACAAGUCUUGAAUCUCUCUUCCUCUCCAGCAUGCUUUGGACAUGUUUGGUAUGUUAGCUUGACAUCCUUGCAGUUUUCCAAUCAUAACAACAGACCUGUGUUUAUGUCUUUAGCCUGAAGUAUGCAUGUUGCAUUGCAGAUGUCAACUUAUGAGGUAUUUGAGCUACUCAGUAAAUCAGGGCAUUCCAACCGGUGGACUUGGGGUCAAAUUCGGCGCCGGAAUGACACCAUACAAAAACAUUUUUGCAACAAUUUCCUAAAAACACAGGAGUGUUCCUGUUGUAUAGAGGAACUUUGACCACUGCAAACACAUUGGCAGAUCCUUGCAUUGACAUUUUAACCUUGCUAGCAAACAAAACACUAGGGUCCAAACUUGGGAUUCGCAUAACAGGCAUUCUUCAAGGCACCCCUUUAAGUCAUCUCCUUUUUGGCAGUUACACAAAUUUUUUGUAAUGUGAUUUAUGUAACAAAGGUGUUGCUGUAGCUUGUUUACUUCAGAUGUAGUCAGUAAUCAUUUGUUCAACUUAUGCAGUUAUACUAGUAGUGUUCCUAGAGUGCUGUCAUAGAGAUGAUCUUUGACUAGUUUUCUUUGCAGAAGGUCCUUAAAAACAGCAGAGCACUCCUGUAACUGACAAAAAAACAAACGGAAAUCAAAUGUCUACUGUAGUUCUGGUUCUCCAGAUUAUACAAAGUAAAACUAAUAGUGACGGGAGAAGUCACCCCCACCGUGGUCCUUAUGUUGCUGUAAAUGUGGCCCCCAAAACAAUGUAGUUGAAUAUCCCUGCAUUGCAUCAUGCAUGACACACAAAUAAGACUGCACCAAUACAAUUGUUUGAUCAUUGCACUGAGGAUGAAAGAAGUAAUGGUUUGAAGCAGACAGUGAUUAGUUAGGUUGUUUUGAAUUUGGGAAUAUUGUACAGUAAGUAUCAAUGUUUUAUUAUUUGCUUAAUUGUCCUGAGUUGUGUUGUUUAAGUUUAGUCUGUUGUGGUCAUUACGACAGUGCCACUCUCAAAGGCCUACAUUUUUAGAAGGGGCUGAUGCUAUAUAUUUAUGAUAUUCGAAGUUUAUUUUUCUAUGACAGAAUAGUAUAUUUCAGGCAGUGUGAGUGCAGAGCAUGACAUGUAUUUGUAAGUUAAGUGGCAUUGGAAUGCACUGAACGUUGGUGCAGUGUAAAUAAGUGUGAACACUCACUUUGCAUUUCAUUGUAGUGUUAUGUGGUACAUUAAUAAAGAGUGAAUAUGUACAAAUGUGUCUAUCAUUGAUAGAAAUAUAGUUCUUCCUCAUACACACAAGAGCAUAAACUAUUCAAAAAUGACGCAUCCACACUUGUAUGGUUUACUGUGAGUCGAUGUAUUCUAGUUGGACUUGCUCGUUGAUGCUUCAGCCCACACCUUUUCAGUCAAAUAAAAAUGGUGAAUUCUGUUUUGUUUU
Messenger RNA from Entelurus aequoreus (snake pipefish), 2962 nucleotides. RefSeq names its product protein lifeguard 2-like. Gene Ontology annotation, cellular component: membrane; endoplasmic reticulum; Golgi apparatus. The transcript has 15 exons. Lineage: Eukaryota; Metazoa; Chordata; Actinopteri; Syngnathiformes; Syngnathidae. The coding region runs from base 558 to 1370 and encodes 270 amino acids. The record is from RefSeq and is a predicted model, not a curated record. Gene Ontology annotation, biological process: negative regulation of apoptotic signaling pathway.